Messenger RNA from Aaosphaeria arxii CBS 175.79, 1548 nucleotides. RefSeq names its product MFS general substrate transporter. NCBI's taxonomy places the organism in Eukaryota, Fungi, Ascomycota, Dothideomycetes, Pleosporales. Gene Ontology annotation, molecular function: transmembrane transporter activity. Gene Ontology annotation, biological process: transmembrane transport. The record is from RefSeq and is a predicted model, not a curated record. The transcript is spliced from 5 exons. The annotation marks the transcript as partial.
UUAUGGCUCUCGCUAUUCAUGUCGGCAAUGGACACGACCAUCAUUACUACAGCCCUAAUAAAGAUAUCAAGUGAAUUCAAUGCAUUGAGUCAAGCUGCUUGGCUGGUCACUACGUAUCUUCUGACAUAUAACUGCAAGUCUUCUGCUCUCAGCCUCCUCGCCAAGUUUAGCGAUGUGAUAGGUUUGAAAACAACCAUAAUCGCUUGCAAUGUAUUGUUCAUUGCCUUCUCAAUGGGAUGCGGUGUGAACGGAAUCAUUCUGCGUGCAUGCCAAGGCAUCGGUGGAUCAGGCAUGUAUUCGUUGGUCUUCGUUGCCAUAAUGAAACUUAUCACACCUGAGAAAAUGGGAUUCUACUCGGGAGUCAUCAGCUCCGUCUUCGCGAUCGCAAACCUACUUGGCCCCCUUCUGGGCGGACUAAUAGUAGAUCGUACAACCUGGAGAUGGAUAUUCUGGAUCAAUGGUCCCAUUGUCGCAGUAGCUGGCGGUCUUCUAUUCAUCUCAAUGCCAGGUCUCAAGGAUGGCAAGUCAUAUCGGGAACGUCUUCGAGGCUUCGAUAUCCUUGGUGCUAUACUCUCCGUAUGCUGGCCAAUUCCCCUCUUGUUCGCACUUCAAGAAGGCGGCACACGAUACGGAUGGGACAGUGGUGUCAUCAUCGGCACGCUGACUUCAGGGCUGAUACUGCUCUUGCUCUUUGGAGGUUAUGAAGCCUGGAUCACGUACCGGACACAUAAAGACCCCGUUUUCCCCUUCCGAUUCUUGCGUAACCCAGCCUGUGCGCUGCUUCUACUGAGUAUGCUGUUACUCGGGAUGCCCUUCCUCGUCGUCAUAAUUCAAUUACCCCAACGAUUCCAAGCUGUGAACUUCAUAAGUGCUGAGCGUGCGGGCAUCAAUCUCCUCCCAGUAACCAUGAUCUCUCCAGUGGGCGCAAUGAUAGCAGGUGUAGUUAUGGGAAAGAAGAUUGCUGCAGAGUAUAUACUCGUCAUGGCAAGUGUCAUUACCUGCUUGGGAGUCGGUUUACUUAGCAGUCUUCCUGUUACGGCUCCAUUUCCAUCGGUAACGUAUGGCUUUGAGAUCAUCACCGGUCUAGGCCUCGGCAUUGCAAGCCCUCCGUACUUCUUCCUCCUCUACACCUCCGUUGAAGACAAGGAUAUGUCAACUGGCACCGGCGCAUUGAACAUGUUUCGAACUCUGGGCGGAUGUAUAGCUGUAGCGAUUAGCACGGCCAUGCACAACUCUGUGUUGGAAGCGAAGCUGCCCUCGAUUCUGGACCCCGAACAGAUCACAAUUGUCAAGGAAUCGGCUGCAUCCAUCAGGAGACUCCCUCCACAUCUGCAGAAAAGCAUUGGCGAGGUUUUUGGCGAAAGCUAUAACAGGCAAUUCCAGGUAAUGCUGGCCUUCUGCGGAUUGAACAUCCUUGUUACACUGGCACUGGUGUUUGUCAGAAAGAGAAUGGGCAUAUUUGGAAAAGUGCCAGUCAGAAAAGAGGAGAACGAAUUUUACAAGAAGCCAGACAAUCCCACGGAAGAAGGCAAGGAGGUCAAAGGGUGA